UUGGGAGGGGGGGGGGAUUCAAUUAUAUGCAGCUGUUGUGCUUCAUUUGGAGAUGUGUUAAUUUUUGGUUUUUAUUUUAAUUUGGGAAGAAAUUGAAGUAAAAGUAAGUUCAUUAUAGUGAUUAAGAUUAUAUUUAAAUGUUGACCUCUGUACCUUAUUUUUAAAAUUUUUACUUAUUAUGUCUGUUUGUUUUGUUCACACAUUGUUGUCAAUAAAUUGGAAUUUUAUGCGGCUGUCAUACAAGUGGGAGAUUUAGCUAGCUAUACUACCAGGUUUAAUCCGCCAUUUUCUACAUAAGAAAAAUGCCUGUACCAAGUCAGGAAUAUUUUGUCAUUCAAAGGGACUUUCCGUUUAGAAUUUUCCUUGGAGUUCGGUAUUUUUGUUAUUUUAAUUUUUAGAAAAUCACAAAUUUUGAGAAACAUCUAUUAAACGAAAACUAAUAUGAAGGUAAAAUAUGAUAUCCUAAAUUGAUUUUCGGUGUAAAAAAAUAAAAUGCAUAUAUAUAUAUAUAUAUUUGAUGAAAAUUGUAAAAAAUAAUUUUUGUUAUAAUGUAGUUUAAAAUCAAAAUCUUAUUUUUUUGAAAUAUUCAUUCCAUAAUUUAAGCAAGUGUUUCUAUGUUCCUAAAUUUUUCAAAAACAAAAAUACAAAAGACAUAACAAAGAUCUUAACUGACAGUUGGAUAUCCAUCUAUCAAAUUAGUCAGUCUUUAGUUUUGUAUGUUGUGUUUAGUGUACUGUUGUUUGUCUCCUGGUCGUUUUUAUUUUUGAUAUCUGCAUUGUCAGUUUGUUUUCAAUUAAUGCGUUUGGAUGUCCCUUUGGUUUAAUUGCCUCUCUUUUAAAAAGGAUUUAAAUAAAUUGGUAUUAUUGAAAAUAAAAGUAACUAAGCCUAUCGUAUAGCCAUUUUCUGAAUCCUGAUUUGACUCUAAAAAUGUACCAUCAUUCAUAAUAACAAUUCCAUCAUCCCCGUUAUAUUUAACUACAAUACUUUUUUCUUUCCUCUUUUAACAUACAUUGUACCCAAAAGUAAUUCAUAACAUGAAUUGUUCUUGCCACCACUAGUGAAAAACGAUUUUACACCCUUCCGGAGUACCUGAGUCUAUCUCUAAUUUGUUUUGUCGACAGCUGUCUUUUCGUCUUUUUUGUUUCUUUUAGCCAUGUUGUUGCUUGUCGUUCCUAGAUUUAAGGUUUCAAAUCCCCCCCUUGAUGUCUUCUUACAUUUUUUUUAAGCUAACGUAGAUAACCUUUUAGUGAAUAUCACUAGCAUUUUAAUAAGUAUUGAUUUUGUUUCCUACUACACACUAUACAAAUAUCAGGCAUACAUAUAUUUAAUAUGUACAUGUAUAAAGAUGGUCAUUUAUAAUGCAUGAUUAUUCACUUUUCAUUAUUAGCUUCAAAUUAUAUCUGCGUAUUACAGUUGAAACUAAAUGGUAUGAUAUAAACCAAUAGCCAAUAUAUUUAGAUUAAGAUAUAGGUUCAACGAGGUACAUAUGAAGUACAAAUUUCCAAUAAUUUAUUUAACACUGGCGUCAUUUUCUUAAAAUCGCCAAAAAUGCUGAAAGUGGCGUUGAAAAACAAAAAUCAAUCAAUCACAAAAUUUGAAAUAAAGCUUUUUAUUGUCUUUCGGUUACAACGCAAUUCAUUUUGUGAUAGACGUCCUUUUAUACAAAAAUGUACGAAAUCAUGUGAAGUUUGCAAAUUUGUGUCAAAAUGCCUUUAACAGAAAUAUUACGUGAUCAUAUGAAGUGUUGAAUAGCAUUUUGAUUUAAUGAAAAUAUUAAAGUACACACAUGACACAUGCUAUUUAAAUAUUCAAAUUUUAAAAGAAUUUGACAAUUUUUAGAUUUUGAGCCUGUGAACGAAACGAUAAUAGUGAAAAUUGGCCCUAUCUCUUUGGCAGUGCUUGAGUUUUUCAAAGGACAUUCAUUUUAAACGUGAUGCAUAUAUAGUGGUAGUUCUUAAUCCUUAAUUAUAAGUUAACCAUCAAUUGUUUUUAAUUAUCAAAUUGUAUUUAUUAAUCCUUUUUGUUGUGCAUAUCUAUAAAAAGAGUGUGACAAUGUGAUCUUAAACUUAAUAUAUAAACUACUUUUGGUUGAAUCAUCAACCGUCCUAACACUUAUAACCUUACUUCCUUCCAUAACGGAAACAACAAUGGAUGAUAGUAGAGUAAUACUUUUGUUAGUUGUGAUUUUAAUACUAGUACGUGUAUAUAAUUCUGAAGAAAACAUAUAUGAAAGAUUGCUAUGCGAAAAUUCAAGUGUGAAACUACAGUGUCCUAUGGAAAAAUUAGUAGACGAUAUAAAUAUAACUGCGUCUUCUGAUGUAGACGAAGAGAGUUGUUACAGUAGUCUACCAACAGACACUGCAGAUGAUACCAAAUCAUGGAAUCAGGAACCUAUAUCAUCUUGUAUUGGUAGAAAGUCCUGUGAGUUAACAGGCAAAAUGAUAAACAUGUCAUAUUAUACGGGUUUGGGAAGAACUAGGAAGUUUCACGUUAAAUUUAACUGUGUUCUGGGAACUAGUGUCAAUAUUUCAAGACCGGAUAAAACCGUAUGUCCUUUAGAUAUAUCUUCUGUAGUGUGUAACCAACCGAACAGACGACUACUCGUUCUAGCUGUAAAUCUAACACAGGAGACAUUUGUUUGUUCAACACCAGACCUAAAUAACACGUGUAGAAAGCGGAUUGAAGAAGAUGUAAAAUCAUCUUGCAAUACAAAACGAAGGUGCGAUCUAGUUUCUAUAUCUACUCUAGAUGAAUGCAUAAAGAUACCGAAGAGAGCAAAAAUUACGUUUACAUGUAAAGAGAGUCGAAAUGAAAAUUCAAUAGAAAAUAAGUAUAAUAUUGCAGGCGUUUCUGUUGGUGUCACGGCAGGAGUAGUCCUCAUUCUUGGUGCCCUCUUUGUAAAAUUUUGGUUUGCAAAAAGAAAAGACCGCGACACUGUCCAAAGUCGAUCGCACUAUACGGAUGCAGACACUACACAUACUAAUACGUCUUACGAAAAGUUGAAUUGCAAAACUGUGACGAAUAAAACAUACGAGAAUCCCGAUGCCGUCAUUCCAUGUUUAUCACAUCGACAACAUAUUCCAACACAGGAACACAAGGGUUAUACUGCUGGUGAUUCGGUAAUCGGAACAGCGGAUGUACAUGAAGAGCUAUCUCCGGAUCCAUAUUCCUAUGUGAGCAACUGUAAUACGUCUUCCGCUUCGAUAGAAUAUGAUACCCCAAAUAUGAAUGUCAAUCAUUAUGAACUGUCUAAACCAAUAGAAGAUUCCGACGCAUCUACACAUUUUACUGAUGACGACAAGUACUCGUAUGACAUUUCAAGACAUGCAGACUUUCCCGAUCAACACAAAGGUUUAUACAAUAGAAGUGAUGAUUCCAUGUAUAAUAUUACUUCCAACAUUAGACCGGAAGACAUUGUCAAUCAAACAUACGACCACUGCCGUAGUGAAACAAACACAUGACACUGUAAAAGCAAUGAAACCUUAAAUAUCUCAAACAAUUCUAGCAAAAAAAAUUAACUGUCUUUUUCAGUAGUUUUACAAACAAAAAGGCGUUAUAUUAAGAAUUGCUGUGUGAUAUAUUUCCAAGUCGGUGCAUAUGAUACUACUAAUAAAUACUUAUUUCAUCUUUA
This is a messenger RNA of Mytilus californianus (California mussel), 3631 nucleotides long. RefSeq lists its product as uncharacterized. The transcript is spliced from 6 exons. The record is from RefSeq and is a predicted model, not a curated record. The coding region runs from base 2148 to 3461 and encodes 437 amino acids. Lineage: Eukaryota; Metazoa; Mollusca; Bivalvia; Mytilida; Mytilidae.